GCUGGUACAGUCGGACGUGGCAGUAGGAUAGAUACGUAGGAACAGUUGAACAAGAUUGAAAGACCAAGCCAUUUCGCGCCACUGCCAAAUUGCCAAUAGCUAAACUUGGGCGUCUAAUGCUAUGUCAGCGUCUAUAUCUCCAAAUAAGGCAAACCCCCCAGCUCGUGCCUGUCUCAUUCCCUUCCGAAUACUUACACUUCAUACCUCCCCUCCAAGCGAUCAACACCCAUCAUUAUACACGAUGUCUUCGGCCCAACGAAAACCAGCUCCACGACUCCCGCGACCAGCUGCACGUUACUGGAAGGGUAAGGCACCCAAAGGCGCCGGCGCAUUACCUUCUGAGUCGGAGGAAGAGGAAGAGUAUGAAGAGCAGGAACAAGUUGGUGAAGAGGAAGGAGAUAUACCUAUAGAGGGUGUUGAAGAAUAUGAAGAAGGUUUAGAGGUUAGGAUGAAGGCUCAGGUGGUGAAAGGGAGAGGUAUGAAUGUUGCGCUUAGAGAUGUGAAUAUCUCGAAGGAGGGGAAGGUGAUCGUUGCUGGGAGGGAGGAAGUUGGGAGGACUGAAAUUGAGCAAGAGGAGGAAAGCGAGGAAGAGGAAGAGGAGGAAGUGGGUGUUAAGGCUGAAGAGUUGGAAGAAUACGAAAGUGAAGAGGAGGAGUCUGAUGAGGAAGCACCGAAACUUCAGUUCCGACCGGUGUUUGUACCAAAACGUGUUCGAGUAACUAUAGCCGAGAAGGAAGCACUAGCACAAGACACGGAAGAGGCACUGAAGAAGAAGGAACAGGAAGCUGAAGAGCGGAGGAAACAGAGCCACGACAUGGUUGCAGAAAGCAUCAAACGUGAACUCCUCGAAAAGGAGAAAGAGGAAGAAGUCCCGGAUGUAGAUGACACAGAUGGUCUCGACCCGCAAGGUGAAUUUGAAGCCUGGCGUUUGCGCGAACUCGAACGUAUCAAGCGAGACAAGGAAGAAGCCAUGAGAAGAGAACUAGAGAGAGAAGAAGUAGAAAGACGGAGGGCAUUACCUGAGGAGCAGAGAUUACGUGAGGAUCUGGAGAGGGCGGAGAAAACAAGAGCGGAGAAACCCAAGGGUCAACAAAAGUUCUUGCAGAAGUACUGGCAUAAAGGCGCUUUCCACCAGGAUGAGGAGAUUCUCACGAAGCACGACUACACGGAAGCUACAGAAUCUACUAUGGACGUGUCGCUCUUGCCCAAAGUCAUGCAAGUCAAGAACUUCGGUAAACGUAGUCGAACCAAGUACACACACUUGCUUGACCAAGAUACAACCAUAACUACUGGUGGCUUUGGCGGAACAGCGUCAGUUAAAGCGGGUGGCACGUCGAUUGCUGGUGGAGGUUGUUUCCUAUGUGGCGGUCCUCAUUUGAAGAAAGAUUGCCCUCAGAACAAAGACCUACCUCCAGGUCGUAUAGGAACUGGCGCCAAUAGCACUGGAGCUGCCACGGUUGGUUCAAGACAAUGGGGAAGGAAAGGAGAUGAACGGACUGAUGACCGAGGGUCAUCAUGGCGAAACCGAGACGGUGGCGAGAGGGAGCGUAAUAAGCCAAGAGGAGGAGACGAACGGGCUCGCGACUGGAAAGAUGAACGAAGACGAGAUGACCGUGAGCGCGACAGAGGAUGGGACCGAGAAAGGGAAAGAGGGAAAGGUAGCCGAUACGACGACAGAGACAGGUAUGAGAGGAGGAGAUCAAGAUCACCGUCGCCAAGGAGGGAUAGAUGGAGAGACGAUGACAGAAGACAAAAAGAGAGACGGCGUUCUCGGUCGCGAGAACAGUCCGUUGAACACGAGCGGGGUGAGAAACGCAGGAGGGUUGCUGCAUGAUUGCCAGUCCCUUCGUCGAUGUAGCCUGCUUUUGUAUUUCUAUCGCUUGGAAUACCAUUUCUAUACCUUUUGCUUGAUUUUGAGUGCACUUACAUUGAGAUUUCUGCUUGACAUGGAAGACCAAUAGAAGAUGUCGUAUGAC
This is a messenger RNA of Somion occarium, 1976 nucleotides long. Lineage: Eukaryota; Fungi; Basidiomycota; Agaricomycetes; Polyporales; Cerrenaceae. The record is from the annotation of a GenBank genome assembly.